AUAAAAUUAGGUAUGUACCGUCAUAAAAAUAAACAACUUGUUUAUGACAUCAAUUUUCAACUUUAAACCGCACUAAUUCUGGUAAAAUUCUUCUUUUAUUGUUGCGGGCGGUUAUUUUGUUGUUGUUGUUGUUUUUGUUUUUCUUUUCUAUGCUACCUAACUACUGUGUGUGUUUUCAUUUUGUUUUUCAAGGGAUGAUGGUGUUGUUUAUAUUUUCAUUUGUAUUUUCUUCUUUUUUAUUUUCUCUCUGUUCUUGUUAUUCUUCUGCUGCUUCUUUCUUUGGGACUUUGGGAUUGGGAUUGGGACUUGAAUUUGGAUUUCGGGAAAUUCUAGGCUAAACUAAGGGAAACACAUGAAAAUCAAUUCAGUGUCAUGGCCAAAGUGCAGAAGAGAAGAACAAGAAGUGGUAGUGCCAUUUUUAUCCUUAGAUGUGUGUAAAUAUUAUUAAAAAGAAAAACUGCAUUUUAUACAUACAUACAUGUAUAUAUAUAUAUAUAAAUGUAAUUCUAUCUCUGUCUAUGAACAAAAAUACAACAACAAAAAAAUUUAAUAUAUUAUGUACUUUUCGGGAUUCCUCAAAAAUUUUGCAUCGUUGGUGAUUUUGAUUUAAGAACAAAAUAUUUUCAAAGGGCAGUUGCAAUCUUAUGGUCAAACGGAAAACAUCAAAAAAUAAUAAACAAUCUUCCGGUAGUGUAUUUCAAAAUUUUCAAUGAUAAAACAUUUCUUCGGUCUUAUCUAAACAAAAAACAACUUUUUAAAUCAAAACUAGAAAGAAACUUUAUAAAAAUAGUGUUUAACUUUAAUUGAGUGUAAAUUUUGUUCUUUCUCUUCGAUUUUAUUAUUAUUUUUUUUUUCUAAAGUUUUGAGAUUUAGUCUAAAUUUACUCGCCCUAAAUGUGUUUUUUCUUCAUGGGUUUUUAGUGCGUUGUUUUCGUCACCGUCACCAUCAACAUCACCGUCGCCGCCGCCACCGCCGCCGUCGCCGUGUGUUACGCUCUCGUUUUUCGUAUACGCAUGUUGAAAACGCAGUCUUUCGAGAGCAGGCGUUUAUUUUAAUUGGGUCACUGGAUGAAUAUACCUAUAAAACAAACGAAAAUUGUGACGACAAAACUGCGUUCUAUUCUACGCAUCAUCAUCAUCAACAUCAUCAUACUCAAUAUCGUCGUCAUCUUUUUCAUUAACAACGAAGGAAAUCCAAGAAGUGAAGGAGUCCCAUCUUCGUAAACCUCAACUUCGAUGUUCAAAUGUUGGACUCUUAUAUUUUGUGUACCUAUUUAACUUCACUAUGAUGAGUGAGUGCGAUGUUUAGUGGAAUCAGAAUCAGUGGUGUGUCAUGGUGUUUUAGAAAUUCCUCAAAUCAGUCUAAAUGAACAUUUCGAAAGUAAAAGUUAAACACACAAUGAUUUAGCACAUAAUUAUAAAAUAGUUCCGUUAUUUUUGUUUAAUUAUGUGUUUUUUAUUUAUAUACAAAAUAUAAAAAUUAUGAAAUUAAAUAUUAAAAAAAUUCCGUUAUAAUAACAAAAUUAAAAAGACACAACAAGUUCAAUAGUUGUUGGUUAAAGGUGUCCCGUUUUUUUCAUUAUUAUUAUCAUUUUAUUGUUUGUGUUUUGUUUGUUUUCGGCGACGCACGGCGUUAGAGAUAAAAAGAAAUAUCAAUAAAAUUGAUAUAAAACCAAAUAGAAGAAAAACAAAAUAACCAAAACGAAAAAUUCAACACAUGAGAAUUGGAUUCUUUUUGUAUUUACAAUUUUCACCGACCGACGACGAUUUUUACCAACUACCUGCUUUCUUUAAAAAACAACCCAUUUUUACCUAAUUAAAAUAAAAUGGAAUUAGUAACCAACAACAAUCUUCCUCAUGGCACAAAAAAUGUUCCCCCAGCUUGCAACACAAACUCAUCCACGGAAACACUCUUGGCUGGAAUCUUAGAUUCUUUUCCUGCUUGGGAAUUGAAUACGGCUCUUCUUCAAAGUUCACAAUUAUCUUCUCCAGUUCACAACGAUUUUCUUAUGAAUGGCAUGUUUAGUGCUCAACCUACAGCACAACCACUUGUUCGCAAUACCUCAAGACUCUCGCCGGGAUCGAGCAACUCAAGCAAUUCGAGCAUUCAUUGUGGCGCAGGAUGUGAUAGUAAUGCAUCAAUACGCUGCCUCGAUUGCAAUGAGUUCAUGUGCAAUAAUUGCUUGCGUGAUCAUCGCAACAGUCCCUUGUCCUCAAACCAUUCAGUGAUCUCAUUGCCAUCUCCGAUUGGGUCUACAUCGACUGGGGGAAUGCCAACUGUGCUUCCGGGCCCAACUUUCAUGUGUGAUUUACACAACGAGGUCUAUCGCUAUGUCUGUGAAUACUGCAAAAAAUUGGUCUGCCAAUGCUGCACUCUUCGCGAGCACAAGGACCACGACUACACUUCAAUUCAGAGUUUUGUCGAAGAGGCAAAGGACAAAAUUGACAUGGCCAUUGAGAGCAGUCGAAUGGGCACGAAGUGUGUCAAAGGCAGCAUCGAUAAGGCUUUGGCAUUUAUUCGUCUCAUCGAACGAAACUGUGCUGAGCUGUCAGACAAUAUCAGGAAGUCAUUCAGGCAGUUCAUGAUUGCCAUUGAAGAUCGUGAGCGAUUUUUGCUGGACUUUGUUGAGAAGCUUCGUCAGAGACGUUUAGCUUUGCUGCAUGACCAAAUGGCAGGUCUGAAAUCGACUCUUUCUGGUUUAUCUGAAACAUCCGACAUGUUGCUCAAGGUCUACGAAAAUGCUCAUCUCAUGGAACAAAUCGAAAUUGCUCUCAAAAUUACCAAUGGUCAGCGUCAAUUGGAACAGUUUGCCGCCAUCUUUAAGGAUCUGCAGCCACGUCAGGAACUCUUUGCAUUUGUUCCUCCAGAUUUCACUAUUCUGGGUGACAUCCGCAAUCAAGGAGGUGUCGUUGUUGUUGAUGAUAAGAAUAUCCCUGUCGUCGAGGCGGGUUCGUUGAUUCCAGUUGUUCCUGCAGUAGCAGGGUUGCCACCUCCAGCUGCACACUCUACGAUAGCUGCAGCUUCCCGUCGUCCCAUUCUUCGUGAUGUGAGCUUCCGCGUACCAACACCAUUGACACAACGCAUGCCAAAUCCAGGUCUAGACUGGGAAAUCAGUCUUUUGCGUACUUCACCAGCUCUGCAGUUUGGUGCUCCACGAAUAACUCAGUGCAUUGCUGGCAGUUCAGAUCACAUCAAAGUUCGCAACUCAAACCUUCUAACACUGUCAUUUGCUACCGAGGGUCAUGAAGAUGGACAAGUCAGUCGUCCGUGGGGUUUGUGCGUUGACAAAAUGGGAAACAUUCUAAUCUCCGAUCGUCGCAACAAUCGUGUUCAAGUAUUCAAUCCAGAUGGAACUUUCAAGUUCAAGUUCGGUCGCAAAGGUGUCGGAAAUGCUGAAUUCGAUUUGCCAGCUGGAAUUUGUACUGAUUGCGAUAAUCGCAUCAUUGUUGUCGACAAAGACAAUCAUCGCGUUCAAAUAUUCUCCGCCAAUGGAAUUUUCCUCUCGAAAUUCGGUACUUUCGGCAAGGAAUACGGUCAAUUCCAAUAUCCGUGGGAUGUCGCAGUUAAUUCGAGGCGUCAAAUUGCCGUCACAGAUUCGCGAAAUCAUCGUAUUCAGCAAUUCGAUUCGGAGGGUCGUUUUAUUCGUCAAAUUGUCUUCGAUAACAAUGGCCCUAGCAAGAGUAUUGCCGCACCCAGAGGAAUAUGCUAUACACCGCAAGGGAAUAUCAUUGUUUCUGAUUUCGACAAUCAUUGCUUGUAUUUGAUUGAUCCGGAUGUAAAUGAGAUAAUUUCUGCUAAAGGGCAAGAAGGCUGUGGUUUCCAGGAGUUCAAUCGACCAUCAGGACUGUGUUGCGAUGACGAAGGACGGAUUAUUGUGGCCGAUUCUAAGAAUCAACGUGUCAUUGUUUUUAGUCCUAAUAUGGAUUAUUUGUGGGAUAUUGAAAUCCGUCCAUCUGUCAACCCACAGAUGCCAUGUACUCUGGAUGAAAAAGAUCGUACAUGCGAUGUUGCUCUCAUGCCAGAUGGAAGAGUUGUAUUCUUGAUUGAACUCUCACCAGACUCCAAAGAAGGAUCUAAUCCUCACAAACGGUUUGUCCACGUCUAUUAGAAAAUAUAAUUUGUCUUAAUGAAAAUUAUUUUAAAAAUGAAAAAGAUCGGGUGUUAAACGAAGCUUCAACGAAAAGUUAAAAGAUUUUAAAUUUAUACAAAACAAGUCUUUCGCAAAAACAAAAAACAAAAACAAUCAAAACUAAAAGUUAAGCUCAUAUUCAAUUUAGUUGAUUUUAUAAAUCAACUACUUUUAUCGACUUCACUUUGAAUAUAUGUAUUUUAUAUUCAUUCAUAAACCAAUAUUUAACUAACUACUUUUCUUUACUCUUUUCAAGAGUAUCUUGUAAUAUUUUAAAAAAUUGAAAAACAAAAAUCAUAAAACUUUUAAUUUUUUCGUAUGGGCUUCAUAUUAUUUUAUAAAUACAAAAAAAUACAAAUCGAUCGGUUGUUGUCGAAUAAAAUAAGAAUUGUAUAGACUUAAAUUUUAAGACUGAUUGUGGAAGACAGUUAAAAAAAAAGAAAACAAAAGUAAUAAGGAAAAUAAGAUUAUUAUGCAACAAUCAAAUCAGAUUUGAAGAAAACAAUUUACUAGCUCAAAAAUUGAGGUUAAGAGAAAGAGAUAAAAUUAUUAUAUAUAUAUACUUAUAUAUACAUACUUAAGGAAAGAAAUACAUACUUGUGUAUUUUGAAAAAAAAAACUAACAUUUUUUAAACAAUUUACGGACAAAAUGAAAACAUAAAUUUUAGUACAAUUUUACACUAAACGGAAUUGUGGAAUUGAUGUGUUCAUUUACAGACAGUUUAUAUAUUACAAAGAAAAAGAAAAUGAUGAUAUACUUUAUAUAAAUACUUGUGUACCUAUAUAAAUAAUAAUACUACUACGUAUAUUAGAUAUAUUAUGUUGUCCUCGAAAGUUAAAAAAAAAAAAAAACAAACACAAAAGUAAAAAAACGUAAAUAUUAAUAAUUAUAAAAAAGGACAUAAGCAAUUUAUUUUUGUUUAAUUUAGUGAAAUAUUUUUCGUUUUUAUUUUGCAACGGUAGAAUAGUUCCUGUAAUUUAAGGGAUUGCUAGGACUAUAUAGCACAAAAGUUCUUAAAAAAACAAAAUCUAAAAUCUAAAAUAAUGCAUUUAUUCUUAUGAGCACGUUAUUUUUGCAGCAAUAGGUAAUAUAAUUUAGGCUUUUUCUUUUUAGGUAUUCUUAAAAAAUGUAGUUUGUGAUCACAAGUACACAUAUUAAAAAUUUAGAUGAAUUGGUUUUGCAAAUGUUUAUCAUUGUAAAUUAUAAGCUUAAGCACUUUUUUCAUAUCAAUUUAUCAACAUUUAUUAUCUAUUAUAUAUUUUUAAUGGACAACCCUUUGUAGUUUGAAUAUAAUAAUUAUAAUUUUGUUUAAAGUUCCAUUAACUAUUAUGAUAUUCCUAUAAUUCAAUUGGAUUAGUUUAGUUUCGCAAAAAUUACAGACUGUGAGUAUUUUUAGAGGAGUUAAGAGCACCCUCUGACAUUAUUGUCUACAAAACACUCCUCAGGCAAGGUACAAGUCCAUCAUUAUAUACAUUUUGUAUUUUAAGGAAAUAUUACUUAUUUCUUUUUCCAGUUUGAAAAGGUGCCCUUUUAAACAAACCAUUAAUAGGAAUAGUGCAGAAAUUAAAUAAAUUCCAAAGUAAUAAAGUUCAGUUUUCAAUUGAAUGAAAAAACAUGAUCAGCUGUCAUUUUGAUAUAAGUAGAUUUGGCUUGAUAGUUAAGAAGAUUUUUCUUGGCUAACUUUCCUGUCAAGUUUCCCAGAAAGUUGGCGUAGGGUUCGAUUAUAGCUAUCAGUAAAAUCUAUCAGUAAAAUGUUUGUUUUUAGUUUUUGCAAAUGGUUCAGAUUUAUUUCUAGCAAAGAUUGAUGCAAUAAGAUGAAUUCUUUAUUCAAGUAAUUUUUCAAAAAGAUACAAUGGUCGCAUUCACAAAGCUAGAGGCUACGUAGUCAAAAUUCAACUAGCUUUGUGUAUGCAAAACUUCACUACAAAGCUAGUCAAUCUGGAACUGUCAUAUUAUUGACAAAUGCAAAUAUAUAAAAUAAGAAACAUGAUUUGAAAACUCUAACUUAUAUUUUGUGUUUUUAAAUUCAAUAAAAUCAAAUUUAAGACAAAAUUUGAAUGAUUUAUAUUUGCAUUUAAAUAUUGAACAAUAUUUAUAUAAUAAUAUUUCAUUUUGAAUUCGUGUUACUUUCCCGAGCAGCUGAUUGUAAAAGGUCAAAAUCAUUCUCCACUAACUUUGUGGCCGAAUUUUUUACACUACGUCAGAGGGGAAAUUUCAACUACUUUUGUAAUUAGAUUUAGCCAAUCAGAAUCCCUUGACUACGUAUAGCCACUAGCUUUGUAAAUGCAACCAAUGCAUUUAAAGUUUUAUUUGACUUUAUAUCUAUUUUAAUUUUUUAAUGAUGAAUUUUCAUUUACUGAACAGCUGACUGCCAAAAGCCAAAAAACAAUUCCAUUUCGUUUUACUGUUGGUGUUCCAGUUUUUUACUGUUCCGAUCACAACAUUAAAAAUUUUACUGAUGAAAGCAACAGUAAAAAUAUUGUCUGAGGCGCGGAGCUUCAAAGCGACAUUUAAUUUAAUGUCGUAAAUUUUACUUAUGGAUUUUACUGCUAGCCAUAACCAGCCCCUUAGUUGGGAGACAAUUUUUUGGCAGCUGGCCAAAAAGAUACUCGAAACUUGCCUUUCUUUAAAGUUCCUCAUGGCGUCUAAAAUUAACCAAAGUCUGUUGUUGAGAAUAAUUUCCCUCACAUUUUUUCCUGACAAAAAUCUGUCAUUGGAAUUUUGUGAAAUUGAAACGAUUCGUUUCACUUCUAGACAUAAAAGAAUCAGCCGUUCAGGAAAACGAAUUUCCGUCCGGAAAAUAGAGAAUACUUUUUCUGAAAUCCAUUUCAAUGAUAGCUAUAAAUGUUCCAAUAAAUUAAAAA
Eupeodes corollae is the source of this 6994-nucleotide messenger RNA. RefSeq names its product protein wech (gene wech). Bases 1826 to 4108 code for a protein of 760 amino acids. Gene Ontology annotation, biological process: protein polyubiquitination; proteasome-mediated ubiquitin-dependent protein catabolic process. NCBI's taxonomy places the organism in Eukaryota, Metazoa, Arthropoda, Insecta, Diptera, Syrphidae. Gene Ontology annotation, molecular function: zinc ion binding; protein binding; ubiquitin protein ligase activity. The record is from RefSeq and is a predicted model, not a curated record. The transcript is spliced from 5 exons.